GACUGGGUCACUCGAGCGUUGACGAUGUCGGCUAGCUAAUUGCUCCAAGUGUUUUUUUUGUAGAAGCAGCAACGAAAGCAUUGUUGAAUAACAACAAACCAAACCAUAUUAAUUGUAUAUUAAGCAUUAAGCGAAAAAACUCAAAUUGUUGGUGUUAAUUUGUCAAUUCGAAUAACCAAAUUGUAUACACUGGUUUAUGGAAAAGCUCAACAUGUAUUAUACACGCGCACAAUACGUGCUAAUAUCAAUUUGAUGAUUGGCAGGCAACAAGUGUGACGAGAAUCAAAUAAAUCAACAAAUAUUUACGCACUUAUGGAUCCAAUACUAUUUCACAAAUCGAAGGUGACCACAACUGGCUACGAAACGUUAUUUUAACACAUGUCCUGAGUCACAGGCUACAAGUCUACUACAAGUCGCUCUUUUAGUCAGAGAGCGUGUUUUAUUUUUGGUCGUAAAACGAAAAUAUAUAUUGUAUAUAAGCAAACGUUUUUACAUGGUGCUCGUGAAUACUAUUAAUAAAUAUAUUUAAAUUUAUGUACCGGAUAAAUGUACCUGAAUACCAUUUGAAGGACUCGUACAGCAAUUUUAACUAAGCUGACGAAAAAGAAUAAGGAAUAAACCGGACCGAGUUGUCCAAUCUAUAUAGCCAUAAAUCGGUAAUCCCCAAUACCGAUGUUGGCAGAGUCAAGCAGCUGUAGCAUAAACAUAGACAAGGAGCAACCCCCCCACCUCCACAAUGCGCAAGGAUAAUCAGGGCAGUCCUGAAACGAUACCACUCAAUGGCAGCAUAAACAACAACAAUGGCAAAGGUGCGCAGAGCAAACCAAAAAUCGAACCAAAGUGUAGAAUCAAUCGGGAUGUGCUCACCCAGGAGUUGGUCAUCCGUGAGACUGGCUAUGCGGCCAGGGCUAAGAGUAUUCCCUCCUCCAUGUACAAUUGCUGGCGCAGCUGGAAUUUCUUGUCGCUCUUCACGGGCAUCAUUCCUAUACUGCAGUGGCUGCCACAGUAUUCGUUGCGACGUGAUUUCAUUGGUGAUAUAAUAUCUGGUUUUACGGUUGCCAUUAUGAAUAUACCGCAUGGCAUGGCGUAUGGCAUGUUGGCCGGCGUUUCCGCAGGAAAUGGUCUCUAUAUGGCUGUAUUUCCGGUGCUCGUUUAUAUGUUCCUGGGCACCUCGAAGCACAUCUCGAUCGGCACCUUUGCUGUCGCUAGCAUGAUGACCCAAAAAGUGGUGCUCACCUAUGCCAAUGUGGAUUCGAAUCAAAUACCAACAACAACAACACCAACAACAACAACAGCAAUGUUGCAACUAGCAAACAUGACAACAACAACAACAAUGAUGCCGCCUGUGGAAAAUAUUAUCACACAUUUGGAGGUGGCUACAUCGCUAGCCUUUGCCGUGGGCAUUGUAAACCUGCUGAUGUCCUUCUUCAGGCUGGGCACACUUGCCUCGCUGCUAAGUGAACCACUUGUGAAUGGUUUUACAACAGCCGCCGCUUGUCAUGUCGUCAGCGCCCAGCUGAAAGAUGUGGUGGGCAUUAAGGUGGAUCGCCACAAGGGUGCCUUCAAAAUUAUUUACACUGUGAUGGAUGUGAUCAGAGGAUUGCCGCAUACAAAUCUCGUCAACUUUGGCUUCUGCAUGGCAAUCAUUAUAUUUAUGAUCAUCUGCAACGAGUGCCUCAAGCCAUGUCUGAGCAAACGAUGUCGUUUUCCACUGCCCGGCGAAUUGAUCGCUGUCAUCGGUGGCACACUCAUCUCAAAGUUCUAUCUCCUGUACGAGGAGUUUAAUGUGCAGCUGGUGGGCACCAUACCGAAGGGUCUGCCAAUGCCAACAUUGCCGCGCAUGGAUCUGGUUCCAUUGGUUGCUGUCGAUUCUAUUGCGAUUGCAAUCGUUACGUAUUCGAUCAUAAUGUCGAUGGGAUUGACGUUUGCCAAGAAGCAUGGCUAUGAGGUACGCGCCAAUCAGGAACUCUUCGCUAUGGGCUUGGGCAACAUUGUGGGUGGAUCUUUCUCCUGCUAUCCACUGGCCUGCUCCUUGUCGCGUUCCGUUAUACAGGAACAAACGGGCGGCGUCUCACAAAUUGCCUCCUUGGUGUCGGCCUCGCUGGUGGUCGCCACCCUCAUGUGGAUUGGACCCUUCUUCAGUGAUCUGCCCAGAUGUGUAUUGGCCGGCGUCAUUAUUGUGGCCCUGAAGCCCAUGUUUAUGCAAGUCAGGGAGCUGAAGAAGUUCUCCAAGCAGGGCAAACUUGAGAUGUUCACAUGGAUAUCAACAUUUCUGUGUGUGGUGCUCAUCGACAUCGAUAUUGGACUGCUGAUUGGAGUUUGCGUCUCCCUGUUGGCAUUGUACAUUAAGGGAAUGAAGCCAUAUUCGUGCCUACUGGGCUAUAUACCCGAAGCGCCUGGCAUCUAUAUGGACAUGAAUCAGCAUCGCAAUGUGUUGCAGGUUCCCGAGACGCGUAUCUUUCGCUAUUCGGGCUCUCUCAACUUUGCCACGAGUCUGUUCUUCCGCCGUUCCCUCUACAAGUCGGUGGGACUGGACAAAGUUAACAAUAGCAAGAAAAAGACCAACGACUAUGAGAUUGUGGAACAUAAAAAUAUUGAUGAGAGCAAGGGUGGGACGUUCAAAUUCCUCAUACUUGACUUCUCCAUGCUGGGUCACAUCGAUGUCGCCGGCUGCAGCACCCUAAGUGAUAUCAGCAAGGAUCUAAAGGCGCGUGAUGCUCGCCUGCUCCUCGCUAGUCCCGUGGAUCGUGUCUACGACACUCUGGUGCAUAGCAUGGCACUCCGCGAGGGUCCAUUCGACAUCUAUCCCACGCUCCACGAUGCCGUUGAGUAUGCGAAUGCCAUGCGCUCCGCGUGAGAUUCUCCCAGGAGGCAGGAAUCAGCUCCUGAAGCGAGAGAAUCGUAGGAUCGUUGGAUCGUAGUAUUCACCUUUUGCUAUCCACAAUUUAUUUGUUAAGGUUUGAGGAGAUCGAUGUACAAUAAUAAGUUUGCUCAAAUGCCGAAAGAAUAGCAAUGUUAACUACUUCAAAAAUGCCAGCAACAAUAAUAAUGUGUACUUAAUAAGGGGCGCAAAACAUAAACAAAAACAAAAACACCUCCGAUCAACUGAAACUGUAAUAAAAAUGUAUUUUGCUCGUAUUGAGCAAUUUAAG
Messenger RNA from Drosophila grimshawi, 3152 nucleotides. It is a transcript of the gene Prestin, whose product is annotated as solute carrier family 26 member 6. Gene Ontology annotation, biological process: transmembrane transport. Lineage: Eukaryota; Metazoa; Arthropoda; Insecta; Diptera; Drosophilidae. The record is from RefSeq and is a predicted model, not a curated record. The coding region runs from base 737 to 2857 and encodes 706 amino acids. Gene Ontology annotation, molecular function: sulfate transmembrane transporter activity; oxalate transmembrane transporter activity; chloride transmembrane transporter activity. Gene Ontology annotation, cellular component: membrane. The transcript is spliced from 2 exons.